UCUGCAAUAAGGCGCGCUGGUUGGAGCCAGUGGAUUUCACGGCGAAAAGGACAUCACCUUCAACUUCGAGCUUCCACACGCUGAAGCGUUCCUCUCUCCAGCUCGAACAUGGGAAACUCGUCGAAGGACGACUCCACGACCGACGGCGACACAUCCGGCGGCAAUACUCCGCCUUCUAAUUCUAGCCUGUACUCCGAGGGCGAGAAAGUACUUGCCUAUCAUGGCCCUCGCAUCUACGAAGCAAAGGUACAAAAAGCUGAGAUUCGAAAGAAUGAAUGGAGAUAUUUUGUUCACUACCUUGGAUGGAACAAAAAUUGGGACGAAUGGGUGGGUGAGGACCGUUUAAUGAAACAUACUGAAGAGAAUGUCCUGAAACAGCAGGCUCUUGACAAAAAACAAGGUGUAGACAAGAAUGUCAAGUCAGGGCGUUCAGCUCAAGCUAAGGCCAAAAAUUCUACCGAUGCAAAAGUGGAUAAAGAAGACAUCAAGACUAAUGUGCCUAAGGGGAAGAAGCGAAAGAAUGAUUCAGGAGUUGAGAAGGGCAGUGUCUCCGUUGAAAAGCUAGUCAAGAUUCAAAUUCCGGCAACCUUAAAAAAACAACUUGUUGAUGAUUGGGAUUUUGUUUCUCAGCAGGACAAGCUUGUGAAACUUCCUCGUUCACCAACUGUUGAUGAAAUUUUGACAAAGUAUCUUGAAUACAGGUCAAAGAAGGAUGGCAUGGUGGCUGAUUCAAUUGGGGAAAUUCUGAAAGGAAUUAGGUGUUAUUUUGAUAAAGCGUUGCCUAUGAUGCUCUUGUACAAGAAAGAACAGAAGCAGUAUAAUGAAGCAGUUGUUGAUAAUGUUUCACCAUCAACCAUAUACGGAGCUGAACAUUUAUUGCGUCUCUUUGUUAAGUUACCUGAGCUCUUGGCAUAUGUGAAUAUUGAGGAGGAAACACUGAAUCACCUGCAGCAGAAGUUACUCGACUUUCUCAAAUUUUUGCAGAAAAAUCAAAGUACUUUCUUUCUUUCGGCAUAUGAUGGCAUAAAGGUUUCUGAAGGAAAAGGAAAGGGGAAAGACGAAUGAGAGAAUUCACACAGUAAUUUGGCCAAUGCUAUCAUACGACUGAAAUUCAUUUGAUAGUUGAGGUGCUUGUGGCUCAUUAGAUGUGUUCGUUUAUGUGCAUUGAUAGUGAUGGCAGUCGGCAGAUGGGCUGCGAUAUAGGGAGCGCCUCUUUCACAUUGCAGGAAUCAAGUUUGAUUUCCUCUCGUGAAUGAGUUCCGGCAAGGCAUUUUUGUCUUCUAUUAGGAAGAAUGCUUGGGAAUGACACAUUGCUCUUGGGAAGGGUGUAAAUCAACAAAAUGUCAUCAAGCCGGUGUGUGUCCCGACUUCCUCCAACCACCCAUCCCCCCAAAAAACCACCCUAAAAAAAAAAGGAGGCGAUUUUCACUAUAAUUCUGCUAGAUUUUCCUUGGUUUCGAUCAUUGUGGGGCCUGGCCCAAAAGGAGUGGGCUUAGUUGACAGGACGAUUUUGUAGGGUCCAAGACCUCAAAUUUCUGACAUGAACCAUCAUAUGUAUUAUUUUAUUAAUUUAUUUACUUAGUGCAGGGGUCGAGAGGCAUGGGUGUUCUAUUGUUGCCGUUAUCAUUUAACUAGUCUUAAUUUUCUGUUUAUUUUUUUUAAUAAAAAAAUUUAGGUGAGUUGAGAUCUGAGCUUAGCUUACUAAGGUUAGGGCAGUCUUCCUAUUUUUCUAUUUUAUUCAAAAAACGAAAGAAAAAAAUGUAUUGUCUUUUAAUUUGAGGAAUAGACCACACGGAUAAGGAUCACCCGUGGAAGUUUAGAGGCAA
Neltuma alba is the source of this 1826-nucleotide messenger RNA. Its product is annotated as protein MRG1. The record is from RefSeq and is a predicted model, not a curated record. Bases 109 to 1065 code for a protein of 318 amino acids. Lineage: Eukaryota; Viridiplantae; Streptophyta; Magnoliopsida; Fabales; Fabaceae. The transcript is spliced from 12 exons. Gene Ontology annotation, cellular component: histone acetyltransferase complex; nucleus. Gene Ontology annotation, biological process: chromatin organization; regulation of DNA-templated transcription.